Molecule: messenger RNA, 1710 nt
Organism: Lasiodiplodia theobromae
Lineage: Eukaryota; Fungi; Ascomycota; Dothideomycetes; Botryosphaeriales; Botryosphaeriaceae
Product: MFS transporter
Exons: 5
Coding region: 1-1710 (569 amino acids)
Biological process (GO): transmembrane transport
Molecular function (GO): transmembrane transporter activity
Source: RefSeq, a predicted model, not a curated record
AUGGAGACGAAUUACACGGACAAGGAUCUCCACGAGAUCGAGGAUGAGCUCCACAUCGAGAUUUUGCCGGGCACGGAGAUCAUGCGGGAUGUCGGUUCGCACCACUUCGUGAAGUCUGGCGACACGACGCACCGUGUGCUCGUCCCACAGCCCACGGACGACAGGCACGACCCGCUCAACUGGACCGGAUGGUGGAAAGCCUCGGCCAUCACUGUCACCACGUACAUCACCUUCGUCCAGGGCUUUGGGCCCCUCGCACUGGCACCGCAGUUCGAAUACUACAUGGAGGACUUCAAUUGCAGCUUGGCCGACGCGAUUCAGUUCACUGGUGUCUGUAUUCUGGUCUUGGGUUUCAGCAACUUCAUCUGGGUUCCCAUUAGCUCUUCGUUCGGCCGCCGCCCCGUGCUCUUCUUCUCGACGCUCAUCUGUUUCGCCUCGUCCAUCUGGCGCGCCGAAGCCAAGACGUACGGCAGCUUCAUGGGCGCAUGCGUUGUCAACGGCAUUGGCGCCGGUCCUGCCGAAACAAUGCAGCCCGCAAUCAUCGCCGACAUUUUCUUCCUGCACGACCGCGGAAAGUGGAACACGUUGUACUGGGUCGCAUACAUGGGGUCGCUGAUGGUUGGCCCGAUCAUUUCCGGCUCGAUGGCGCUCCACGUCGGCUGGCGCAGCUUCUGGUGGCUCAACACGGGGCUGCUCGGACUGGGCUGCCUGCUGGUCGCCUUCUUGUACCCAGAGUCCAAGUUCCCCCGGCCGCACGACCACGUCCACCCGCCGGCCAAGGCCGUCUCCCCCGCCGCCUCCACCACCGAGGAGAAGGACAACGCUACGACCAUCGAAUUCGCGUCGCCCAGCGGCGACGGCAUCGCCCAAGUCCCGACCGCGACCUCGACCGCCGCCGCCAACGCCGUCGACCUCGAAGCCACACCCACCGCGCAACGCGACCCAUGGCUUGGCCGCGGCACACCCUCAAAGAAGCAAUGGGGCAUCUACCAAGCAAACGCGCACCCAUGGCGCAGCAUCUUCCUCGACCUGUGGAUCCCAUGGAAGCUGUUCGCGUUCCCGAUCGUCGAGUUCGCGUCCUUCGUCGUGUCGUGGUCGUGCUCGUCCUUCCUGGCCAUCAACCUCACCCAAGUCCAGAACUUCGCCGCGCCUCCUUACGGCUUCUCCUCCGAGGUCAUCGGCUUCAUGAACUUCGCCAUCCUCGUCGGCGCUUUCAUCGGCCUCUUCACCGCCGGCCCCCUGAGCGACUGGGUCGCGGCGAAGCUGACGGCGCGGAAUGGCGGCAUCAGGGAGCCCGAGAUGCGUCUGCCCGCGAUGAUUCCGUACGUGCUGAUUAUGAUUUUGGGCAAUGUGUGCGUCGCGGUGGGGUACGAUGACAAGUGGCACUGGGCGCCUAUCGUUAUUAUUGGGUAUGCGUGCGCGGGUAUACAGGUCGCGGCGCUGCCGGCCAUUGCGAGUACCUAUGCUGUGGACAGCUACAAGCCUGUCGCGGGAAGCUUGUUCGUCAGCAUCACGGUGAAUAAGAAUCUGUGGGGUUACGGGUUCAGCAAGUUUAUCACGCCGUGGAGCGAGGAGGUUGGAUUCAUCCCACCGAUCAUGACCAAUAUGGCACUCAUUACGUUCUUCUCGGGUUGCGGUAUCAUCUUCUACUUUUACGGAAAGACGAUGCGGAGGUGGAGCAAGAACAGCAACGUGCACAAGAUGGAGUAG